AUGACCUCAAAUCGCCCCUCUUCGACCUUACGGUCGCCUUCGAUUCUAAGUGAGCGCCGCGAUUUCCGCAGAUUGUCUGGUCGCUCCGUGUCCUCCCCUAUUGAUCCCGAACCGGCUCCCGACGUCCAACCCACUGCAAUCACCGAGGAAAUUAGUGAGAUCAAGCGCUAUGAGGAUUUCACAACUAUAGAUUGGGUUCAAGAUGCGGUAUAUGAACAAAGUGCUCGCCGUGCUAAGCGGCGGAGUGGUGGGGGUUUCUGGGAUCAAGAUGGUGUCCUUGGCUGGCGACGUAAGAUGCGCGAGUCUUAUGAAGCCGGACAGGCUUGGCUGGUCGUUACACUUGUCGGAAUGGCAAUUGGACUCAACUCGGCUCUAUUGAACAUUAUCACCGAGUGGUUGUCGGAUAUUAAGCUUGGCCACUGUACCACCGCUUUCUAUUUGAACGAGCAGUUUUGCUGCUGGGGUGCUGAAAAUGGUUGUCCCGAGUGGAAACAUUGGACUGGUUUCUGGCCGUUCAACUAUGUGGUUUACUUCUCUUUUUGCAGUAAAGCUUCAUUCCCCGCGCACCAGAGUCAUUAUAAGCUAAAAUCCAACCAGGUACUAUUUGCUUCCAUUGCAGCGAUUCUCGUCAAGUCCUUCGCACCAUAUGCCGCAGGCUCCGGGAUAUCAGAGAUCAAAUGUAUUAUUGCUGGCUUCGUUAUGAAGGGUUUCCUAGGAGCCUGGACCCUCCUGAUCAAGUCCAUUGCUUUGCCAUUGGCCAUUGCGUCUGGCCUUUCCGUGGGUAAAGAAGGACCUAGUGUUCAUUUCGCUGUCUGCACAGGGAACGUGAUUUCUCGAUUUUUUGGCAAAUAUAAACAGAGUGCGUCGAAGACGAGAGAAAUCCUGACUGCCUCGGCGGCUGCCGGUGUGGCAGUGGCUUUUGGCAGCCCGAUUGGAGGUGUGCUAUUCUCGUUAGAGGAAAUGGCGAAUUAUUUCCCGCUCAAGACUCUCUGGCGUAGCUACUUCUGUGCCCUGGUGGCGACCAGUGUGCUGGCUGCUUUGAACCCAUUUAGAACUGGCCAGCUGGUCAUGUUCCAGGUCUCAUAUGAUCGUACAUGGCACUUUUUCGAGCUCAUCUUCUUCGCAUUUUUAGGUGUAUUUGGUGGUCUCUACGGUGCAUUCGUGAUGAAAUGGAAUCUUCGCAUGGCUGCGUUCCGCAAGAAGUACCUAUCCCAAUGGCCUAUCACUGAGUCCGUGGUUCUUGCUGCUCUGACUGCCGUCCUCUGUUAUCCCAACAUGUUCUUGAAGAUCAACAUGACGGAAAUGAUGGAGAUUCUCUUCCGCGAAUGUGAAGGUGGACACGACUAUGACGGACUUUGCGAAUCCAAAAAUCGCUGGUCGAUGGUAUUUUCGCUGGCUAUUGCUACCAUUCUACGAACUGGAUUGGUCAUCAUUUCCUAUGGAUGUAAGGUUCCGGCCGGUAUUUUCGUUCCGUCGAUGGCCGUUGGUGCAUCGUUUGGUCGCAUGGUGGGAAUCAUGGUGCAAGCACUACAUGAGUCUUUCCCCAAAGCCUCAUUCUUCGCUUCAUGCGAGCCAGAUGUUCCCUGUAUCACUCCAGGCACAUAUGCCUUCCUGGGCGCCGGUGCUGCCCUAAGUGGAAUCAUGCACCUCACCAUAUCCGUGACGGUUAUCAUGUUCGAGUUAACAGGAGCACUGACUUAUAUUCUACCGACCAUGAUUGUGGUUGGAGUAACCAAAGCCGUUGGAGAUCGUUUCGGCAACGGCGGUAUCGCAGACCGAAUGAUCUGGUUUAACGGUUUCCCGUUCCUGGAUACCAAGGAAGAUCACGUCUUCAACGUUCCGGUAUCACACGCGAUGACAACGGACCCGCUCACACUGCCUGCUUCAGACUUCCCAGUCCGCGAGGCAGAGCACCUAUUAAGUGACAACAAAUUCCAGGGUUUCCCGAUCGUCGAAGACCGCAACUCCAAGAUAUUGGUCGGCUACAUCGGACGCACGGAGCUGCGAUACGCCAUUGAUCGCGCACGCAGUGAUGGACUCGUCUCACCCCGCGCACGAUGCGUCUUCACCAAGGAAGCAGCCGAUGCAACAGUCGCACGACGAGCAUCCGUCUCACAGACGCGAAGCGCCAAUACCUUCGACGACAUCCAUCACAGCGUGGGUGCCGGAGUUGUUGAUUUCUCACGGUAUGUCGACCACACGCCACUGACCGUGCAUCCGCGCCUCCCGCUCGAGACCGUCAUGGAAAUCUUCAAGAAGAUGGGCCCGCGCGUUAUCCUUGUCGAGCACCGCGGUCGUCUGAUAGGCCUGGUCACUGUCAAGGACUGCUUGAAAUACCAGUUCAAGGUCGAGGCGGAAGAGCACGCUCUGGCUGCAACCAGCUCAUCCGAGUUUGCCUCUGCCCCAUUGGGCGGGCAUCUCAAUACCUCUGCGCCGGAAACACUAGAGGAUCGUCUAUGGCGACUCAUCCAGACCGUCGCUGGCUUUGUGUCCGGGAAAAUUGGACCCAACCGGUCUGUACGACUACAAGACCGACGCCGGCCAGUGCCAGCAUCAUCAGGGUCGGGGAUCUUGGAUGGUACCGAAGACGACGGGUUGGUGGAAUUAGAGGAGAGAGAUGAGCGGCCUGGUCGCUGA
Molecule: messenger RNA, 2637 nt
Organism: Penicillium atrosanguineum
Lineage: Eukaryota; Fungi; Ascomycota; Eurotiomycetes; Eurotiales; Aspergillaceae
Product: chloride channel protein
Exons: 6
Coding region: 1-2637 (878 amino acids)
Biological process (GO): intracellular copper ion homeostasis; intracellular iron ion homeostasis; transmembrane transport
Cellular component (GO): endoplasmic reticulum; fungal-type vacuole; Golgi apparatus
Molecular function (GO): voltage-gated chloride channel activity
Source: RefSeq, a predicted model, not a curated record